AUGAAAGUUUUUUUAUUAAUAUUAUUGGUUUGUUUUAUUUCUAUUAAUGUUGAUGCAUUUCAUAAUUAUAGAGCCAAUUGUGAUUACACCUCUUGUCCUAGAGAAUUUAGUUGCCAUGUAAUCAAUAGAAAUAUCACUGCUUGUUUACCAGAUAAUGAUAUUUGUAGAAAUUUUCCAUGUCCACAGGGUAGUCAUUGUUUCAAUGGUGAAAGAGGUCCUGGUUGUUUUGAUGAUAUCCAUUAUCCAAAUUUAUGCUAUGUAACCCAUUGUUCAUUGGAUUAUGAUUGUAGAAUGGUUAGAGGUGAUCCAAUAUGUUUAAGAUUUCAAAAUGUUAAUCCAACUAAUACUCCAACCCCCACCCCAGUUCAUUGUACCACUUGUGCUGAACUAGCUUCUACUUGUCACUCUGAUGGUUUAGUUUGUAGAACUAUUGUUAAUCCCAAGUGCCGUGGUAAUUCAAUAAAAGCUCUCGCCAAAACUAAAGCAUGUUGUCCAUAUAUUGCAUUUUGUGAUUCAAAUUCAACCUCACACACAACUGGGGUACAAACAACAACAGGAAGAAGUACGACUGGUGUACAAUCAACAACUGGUAGGAGUACAACUGGUAGAAGUACAACUGGUAGAGGUACAACUGGUACAAGUACAACUGGUACAAGUACAACUGGUACAAGCACAACUGGUAGAAGCACAACUGGUACAAGUACAACUGGUACAAGUACAACUGGUAGAAGUACAACUGGUACAAGUACAACUGGUACAAGUACAACUGGUACAAGUACAACUGGUACAAGCACAACUGGUACAAGUACAACUGGUACAAGCACAACUGGUACAAGUACAACUGGUACAAGUACAACUGGUACAAGUACAACUGGUACAAGCACAACUGGUACAAGCACAACUGGUACAAGCACAACUGGUACAAGUACAACUGGUAGAAGCACAACUGGUAGAAGUACAACUGGUAGAAGUACAACUGGUAGAAGUACAACUGGUAGAAGUACAACUGGUAGAAGUACAACUGGUAGAAGUACAACUGGUAGAAGUACAACUGGUUCCGCUUCAACCACAGGAAGAGGUACAACUGGUUCUGCUUCAACCACAGGAAGAGGUACAACUGGUUCUGCUUCAACCACAGGAAGAGGUACAACUGGUGCUGCUUCAACCACAGGAAGAAGUACAACUGGUAGAGGUACAACUGGUAGAAGUACAACUGGUAGAAGUACAACUGGUUCCGCUUCAACCACAGGAAGAGGUACAACUGGUUCCGCUUCAACCACAGGAAGAAGUACAACUGGUUCCGCUUCAACCACUGGAAGAAGUACAACUGGUUCUGCUUCAACCACAGGAAGAGGUACAACUGGUUCUGCUUCAACUACAGGAAGAGGUACAACUGGUUCUGCUUCAACCACAGGAAGAGGUACAACUGGUUCUGCUUCAACCACAGGAAGAGGUACAACUGGUUCUGCUUCAACCACAGGAAGAAGUACAACUGGUGCUGCUUCAACCACAGGAAGAAGUACAACUGGUAGAGGCACAACUGGGGUACAAUCAACAACUGGUGCUGCUUCAACCAUAGGAAGAAGUACAACUGGUUCUGCUUCAACCACAGGAAGAGGUACAACUGGUGCUGCUUCAACCACAGGAAGAAGUACAACUGGUGCUGCUUCAACCACAGGAAGAAGUACAACUGGUAGAGGUACAACUGGUGCUACUACUGCUAAUUCAAUAGGUGGUUUGACAACUGCUGGCGUCACAACAGUUGCUGGAGUAACUACUGCUACUGCCUCAACCGUUGCUGGAGUAACUACUGCCUCAACCGUUGCUGGUGUAACUACUAAUUCAAUAGGUGGUGUAACCACAGGAAGAGGUACAACUGGUGCUGCUUCAACUACAGGAAGAAGUACAACUGGUAGAGGUACAACUGGUGCUACUACUGCUAAUUCAAUAGGUGGUUUAACAACUGCUGGCGUCACAACAGUUGCUGGAGUAACUACUGCUACUGCCUCAACCGUUGCUGGAGUAACUACUGGUAGAGGUACAACUGGUUCUGCUUCAACCACAGGAAGAGGUACAACUGGUGCUGCCUCAACCGUUGCAGGAGUAACUACUGCUAAUUCAAUAGGUGGUAUAACCACUGCUACUGCCUCAACUGUUGCUGGAGUAACUACUGCUAAUUCAAUAGGUGGUUUGACUACUGCUGGCGUCACAACCGUUGCUGGAGUAACUACUGCCUCAACCGUUGCUGGAGUAACUACUGCCUCAACCGUUGCUGGUGUAACUACUAAUUCAAUAGGUGGUGUAACCACAGGAAGAGGUACAACUGGUGCUACUACUGCUAAUUCAAUAGGUGGUGUAACCACAGGUAGAGGUACAACUGGUGCUACUACUGCUAAUUCAAUAGGUGGUUUAACAACUGCUGGCGUCACAACAGUUGCUGGAGUAACUACUGCUACUGCCUCAACCGUUGCUGGAGUAACUACUGCUACUGCCUCAACAGUUGCUGGAGUAACUACUGCUAAUUCAAUAGGUGGUUUGACAACUGCUGGCGUCACAACAGUUGCUGGUGUCACUACUGUCAAUUCAAUAGGUGGUGCAACCACUGCCAAUUCAAUAGAUGGUGCAACCACUGCCACUGCCUCAACCGUUGCAGGAGUAACUACUGCUAAUUCAAUAGGUGGUAUAACCACUGCUACUGCCUCAACUGUUGCUGGAGUAACUACUGCUAAUUCAAUAGGUGGUGUAACCACAGGAAGAGGUACAACUGGUGCUGCUUCAACUACAGGAAGAAGUACAACUGGUAGAGGUACAACUGGUGCUACUACUGCUAAUUCAAUAGGUGGUUUAACAACUGCUGGCGUCACAACAGUUGCUGGAGUAACUACUGCUACUGCCUCAACCGUUGCUGGAGUAACUACUGCUAAUUCAAUAGGUGGUUUGACAACUGCUGGCGUCACAACAGUUGCUGGUGUCACUACUGUCAAUUCAAUAGGUGGUGCAACCACUGCCAAUUCAAUAGAUGGUGCAACCACUGCCACUGCCUCAACCGUUGCAGGAGUAACUACUGCUAAUUCAAUAGGUGGUAUAACCACUGCUACUGCCUCAACUGUUGCUGGAGUAACUACUGUCAAUUCAAUAGGUGUAACAACUGCUAGUUCAAUAGGUGGUUUAACAACUGCUGGCGUCACAACCGUUGCUGGUGCCACUACUGCCAAUUCAAUAGGUGGUUUAACUACUGCUGGCAUUACAACAGUUGCUGGUGCCACUACUGUCAAUUCAAUAGGUGGUUUGACAACUGCUGGCAUCACAACAGUUGCUGGUGUCACUACUGCCAAUUCAAUAGAUGGUGCAACCACUGCCACUGCCUCUGCCUCAACCGUUGCAGGAGUAACUACUGCUAAUUCAAUAGGUGGUAUAACCACUGCUACUGCCUCAUCUGUUGCUGGAGUAACUACUGCUUCAGUUGGAGGUUUGACAACUGCAGUUGCCUCUACAGUAGCUGGAGUAACUACUGCUGCUUCAAUAGGUGGCGUAACCACUGCUACUGCCUCAACCGUUGCUGGAGUAACUACUGCCUCAACCGUUGCUGGUGUAACUACUAAUUCAAUAGGUGGUGUAACCACUGCUACUGCCUCAACUGUUGCAGGUGUAACUACUGCUGCUUCAAUAGGUGGUUUAACUACUGCUGGUUUAACAACAGUUGCUGGAUUUACCACUGCUGCCUCUGUUGGAGGUUUAACUACUGCUGGUGCUACAACAGUUGCUGGUUCAACAACUUCCCCAGCAUCAGUAGGUGACUUAACUACUGCUGGAGCAACAACAGUUGCUGGGGUUACCACUGCUGCUUCUGUUGGAGGUUUAACUACUGCUGGUGCUACAACAGUUGGAGGUUUAACUAAUGCUAAUUCAAUAGGUGGUGUAACCACUGCUACUGCCUCAACGGUUGCUGGUGUAACUACUAAUUCAAUAGGUGGUGUAACCACUGCUACUGCCUCAACUGUUGCAGGUGUAACUACUGCUGCUUCAAUAGGUGGUUUAACUACUGCUGGUUUAACAACAGUUGCUGGAGUAACUACUGCUUCAGUUGGAGGUUUGACAACUGCAACUGCCUCUACAGUAGCUGGAGUAACUACUGCUGCUUCAAUAGGAGGUUUAACUACUGCCGGCAUUACAACAGUUGCUGGUUCAACAACAACAGUUGCUGGAGUCACCACUGCUGCUUCUGUUGGAGGUUUAACUACUGCUGGUGCUACAACAGUUGCUGGAGUUACUACUGCUGCUUCUAUUGGAGGUUUAACUACUGCUGGUGCUACAACAGUUGCCGGAGUUACUACUGCUGCUUCUAUUGGAGGUUUAACUACUGCCAGUUUAACAACAGUUGCUGGUUCAACAACUUCCUCUUCAUCAGUUGGUGGUUUAACUACUGCUGGAGCAACAACAGUUGCUGGAGUAACUACUGCUGCUUCUGUUGGUGGUUUAACUACUGCUGGUAUUACAACAGUUGCUGGAGUUACUACUGCUGCUUCUGUUGGAGGUUUAACUACUGCCGGUUUAACAACAGUUGCUGGUUCAACAACUUCCUCUUCAUCAGUUGGUGGUUUAACUACUGCUGGAGCAACAACAGUUGCUGGAGUUACUACUGCUGGAGCAACAACAGUUGCUGGAGUUACUACUGCUGCUUCUGUUGGAGGUUUAACUACUGCCGGUAUUACAACAGUUUCUGGAGUAACUACUGCCAAUUCAAUAGGUGGCGCGAACACCGCUACCGCCGGUAUAACUACUGCUGGAGCAACAACAGUUGCUGGAGUUACUACUGCUUCUGUUGGUGGUUUAACUACUGCCGGUAUUACAACAGUUGCUGGAGUAACUACUGCUGCUUCUGUUGGUGGUUUAACUACUGGUAUUACAACAGUUGCUGGAGUUACUACUGCUGCUUCUGUUGGAGGUUUAACUACUGCCGGUUUAACAACAGUUGCUGGUUCGACAACUUCAUCUUCAUCAAUUGGAAGUUUGACUACGGCUGGUUUAACAACAGUUGCUGGAGUUACUACCGCUGCUUCUGUUGGAGGUUUGACAACUGCCGGUGUAACAACAGUUGCUGGCUCAACAACUUCCCCAGCAUCAGUAGGUGGUUUAACUACUGCUACUGCCUCAACGGUCGCUGGAGUUACUACUGCCGCUUCAAUAGGAGGUUUAACUACAGCUGGUAUAACAACAAUUGCUGGUUCAACAACUUCUGCUUCAUCAGUGGGUGGUUUAACUACUGCUGGUUUAACAACAGUUGCUGGAGUUACUACUUCUGCUUCUGUUGGAGGUUUUACAACUGCCGGUAUAACAACAGUUGCUGGUUCAACAACUUCCCGAGCAUCAGUAGGUGGUUUAACUACUGCUGGUGCUACAACAGUUGCUGGAGUUACUACUGCUGCUUCUGUAGGUGGUUUAACUACUUCUUCUUUGACAACAGUAGCUGGUGUCACUACUGGUACUGCUUCUGUUGGUGGUUUAACGACUGCUGGUGUAACUACCACCGCUGCUUCUGUUGGUGGUUUAACAACUGCAGGUAUUUCAACAAUAUCUGGUGUUACUACUGCCACAGCCUCAACGGUGGCAGGUAUGACUACUGCCGCUGCUACAUCAGGUGGUGUUUCAACUGCUACCGUAUCAUCAGGUGCCACAACUACUCAGGCAUCAACACUAUUUGGAAUAACAACUGCUGCUUCUGUAGGCGCUUUAACAACAGCAGGUAUGACAACAGUCGCUGGUUUUACUACUGCUGCUUUUGUAGGUGGUUUAACAACUGCUGGUUUAACAACUGCUGGUGUAACUACUACCGCUGCUUCUGUUGGUGGUUUAACAACUGCUGGUGUAACAACUACUGCUGCUUCUGUUGGUGGUUUAACAACUGCUGGUGUGACUACUACCGCUGCUUCUGUUGGUGGCUUAACAACUGCUGGUGUAACUACUACCGCUACUUCAUCAGGUAGUGUUUCAACUGCUACCGUAUCAUCAGGUGCCACAACUACUCAUGCUUCAACACUAUUUGGAAUAACAACUGCUGCUUCAAUAGGUGCUUUAACAACUGCAGGUAUGACAACAGUAGCUGGUGUUACUACUGCUGCUUCUGUAGGUGGUUUAACAACUGCUGGUCUAUCAACAGUAUCUGGUGUAACUACUUCUGCUUCUGUGGGUUCUUUAACAACUGCUGGUUCAACAACUCGUUCUGGUUCAACAACUCGUUCUGGUAUAAUAGGUGGUUAA
Dictyostelium discoideum AX4 is the source of this 6258-nucleotide messenger RNA. RefSeq lists its product as hypothetical. The transcript has a single exon. The record is from RefSeq and is a predicted model, not a curated record. Lineage: Eukaryota; Evosea; Eumycetozoa; Dictyosteliales; Dictyosteliaceae. Bases 1 to 6258 code for a protein of 2085 amino acids.